Aphidius gifuensis is the source of this 2898-nucleotide messenger RNA. RefSeq names its product F-box/LRR-repeat protein 15-like. Gene Ontology annotation, cellular component: SCF ubiquitin ligase complex. Bases 10 to 2898 code for a protein of 962 amino acids. Gene Ontology annotation, biological process: SCF-dependent proteasomal ubiquitin-dependent protein catabolic process. The record is from RefSeq and is a predicted model, not a curated record. NCBI's taxonomy places the organism in Eukaryota, Metazoa, Arthropoda, Insecta, Hymenoptera, Braconidae. The transcript has 8 exons.
UUACUUACAAUGAGUACAAAAAGAAUAAGUGUUGAGACAGGCCAACAAACCUCUAAUGAUGGUGACAAGGAUCAAAAAAUUGUCAUCAAUUCACUGGAUUACGACUCAUUAGCAAAAAUCAUUAUGUUGUUGCUUAUACCAGAAAGGAUAGACAUGGAAGAAGUUUGUACGAAAUGGAAAGAAGCAUGUCAACUAGCUUGGUAUGACAUUAAAAAAUACAAAUGUGAAUUAUCAAUUGGACGUUGUUAUGAUAACCGUUUGUUGACACAAUCAUACCUCGAGAAAAUAUUAUUAAGAUGUGGUAGUUAUUUAAAAGUAUUGUCUCUCUCAGAUAUUUGCAAUUCAAGUAUCAUGCCAUUUGUUAGUGAUCACUGUAAAAAUUUAACAAGUCUUGAAUGUGAAUUUGACGUCAAGUCAUUAAUUCAUAAUAGUGAUGACUUUGUUCAAGCAUUUACACAUUUGGAUAAAUUAAAAUGUAUUAAAAUAUUAGUGAACCACCAUAGAGAUUACAAUGAUAAAACAAUUAAACUUGCUUAUUGCAAUAUAGUACUGGCAGGUAUUGAUGAUGACCUUUCUUCUCCAUCUGUUUUCAAAGAGUUAUCAAAAUUACAAUAUCUUGAACAUCUAAACUUGAGUAGUUCAGAAAAUGUUAAAGAUAGUACAAUUAUUGCUAUCGCUAAUAAUUGUAAAAACCUAAAAAGUUUAGAAAUCCAACGUUGCACAGAUAUUACUGAAACAGGUCUCGAUGCUUUAACAAACUUGAAAAAUUUAGAAAAACUAAAAGUAGGCUUUGGUCAUAUUUCAGACAGCUUCAUUAUCAGGUUGAGAGGAUUAAAAGAAUUGGAUUGUUGUUAUUGCCGUGAACUCACUGAUGCUGAAAUUCCUCGUUGUCCUAUAGUACUAUCUUCCAAUGAUUACUUAUUUAAUUAUUCAUCUGUUCUUGAUGAGUUAUCAAAAUUGCAAUGUCUUGAACGUCUGAACUUGUGUUUUGCAAAAGGUCUUAAAGACAGUACAAUUACUGCUAUCGCUAAUAAUUGUAAAAACCUAAAAUGUUUAGAAAUCCAAGGUUGCAGAGGUCUUACUGAGACAGCUCUCGUUGCUUUAACAAACGUAAAAAAAUUACAAAAACUUAAUUUGACAGAGUUGGAAAAUCUUGAAUAUUUAAUACUUGAUGUACUUAAGCUCCAGAAGGAAUCAAUAAUCGCAAUUUCAAACAAUUGUAAAAAACUUAAACGUUUAGAAAUUCCUCGUUGUUCUAUAGUACUAUCUUCCAAUGAUUACUUAUUUAAUUAUUCAUCUGUUCUUGAUGAGUUAUCAAAAUUGCAAUGUCUUGAACGUCUGAACUUGUGUUUUGCAAAAGGUCUUAAAGACAGUACAAUUACUGCUAUCGCUAAUAAUUGUAAAAACCUAAAAUGUUUAGAAAUCCAAGGUAGCAGAAGUCUUACUGAGACAGCUCUCGUUGCUUUAACAAACAUGAAAAAAUUACAAAAACUUAAUAGUUUUGAAAAAUUUAAAAACCUUCAAGAAUUGACAUUGCAUGCCUGCCGUUUUCUAGACAGUAGAAUUCUUCCAGAAAUAGCAGAAAAAACUACACUUGUUCAUCUAAACUUUCGAAUAUAUGAUGAAGACCACGGGUUUCCUCUAUUUGAUAAACUCGUUAAUCUGGAAUAUAUCGACCUGACGAUGAACAUGCUUGGAUAUAUAUGCUUAAAUGCAAAUGACUUCUCUACAAAAGUACUUGAGACUAUUUUUUGUACAUGCAAAAGUCUCAAACAUCUUGAUAUUCCAGCUGGUCCUUAUGAUGUAGCUGAAAUCCCUCUUAAAAAAUGGAUAAACUUUCAAAACUUACAACAUCUUGGUAUUGUUUGUAAUAUGAAGCCUGACUUAGCAAAUACAAUUGUUAAAUAUUGCAAGAAUUUGAAAUACUUGAGAAUACAUAAUCGUAAUAUCUCUAUGAAUACCGCUUUAAAAAAGUUGACAGAGUUGGAAAAUCUUGAAUGUUUAAUGUUUUCUGUAGUUGAGCUUCAUGAGGAACCGAUAAUCGCAAUUUCAAACAAUUGUAAAAAACUUAAACGUUUAGAAAUUCUUGGUUGUGAUAUAGUACCAUCUAUUGAUGGUGAGCCACUUUCUUUUCCAUCUGUUCUUGAUAAGUUAUCAAAAUUACAAUGUCUUGAACAUCUAAAUUUGUGUUAUGCAAAAAAUCUUGAAGAUAGUACAAUUAUUGCUAUUGCUAAUAAUUGUAAAAAUCUAAAAAGUUUAGAAAUCCGAGGUUGCACGGGUCUUACUGAAGCAGCUCUCGUCGGCAUAACAAACUUAAAAAAUUUACAAAAACUAGAUCUUCAUAAGGAAUCAAUAACUGUAAUUGCAAACACUUGUAAAAAACUUAAACGUUUAGAAAUGCCUUGUUGUUAUAUAUUACCAUUUAUUAAUCGUGACUCUCGAUCUAUUCUUGAUGAGAUAUCAAAAUUGCAAUAUCUUGAACAUCUAAGAUUCUCUGCAAAUCUUAGAGAUAGUACAAUUAUUGCUAUUGCUAAUAAUUGUAAGUACCUGAAUAGUUUAGAAAUCCAACGUUGCACAGGUAUUACUAAAAGAGGUCUAAAUGUUUUAACAAAAUUAAAAAAUUUACAAAAACUAAAUGUAAGUUUUCUUGAUAUAAUUACUGACAGCUUCAUUAUUAAAUUAAAAGGAUUAAAAGAAUUUAAAUGUAAUAGUUGCAAGAAACUUACUGAUGCUGGUAUUAUUCAAUUUAUAAAAAAUAAUCGAGAUCUUCAAUUACUUGAUGCAACUAAAUAUCGUACAAAUGAUAUUAUUUUAUACAUAAAAAUAUUUAAUCCUUCAAUACGACAAUCUUCCAAGUCAAUAAUUAAAUCUCAAUGGUUAGUCGUUGAACGUACAUAA